CCGCGCCCAGCUCAGGUCUGGGAUUAUUAGCGCUGGCCUCUCUACCCUCUCUGCUUUCCUGCGGACGGCUGGAGGACAGAGUAACAAGACCCGGCUCUAGCGCCAUCCUCCGAGAAAGGACUGCGGGUGGGUGAAAAAUCCUUGCAAGGCGGUUGCGCUCAGGGUCUAGUACCCAGACUGGGGGAGGGACGAGUUCUCCCUGACCUGGAGGUUUAUGCAGCAAACUGCUCUCUCAUGCUUCCCUAUUAAGCAUCGCAGCUGCACGCUCUUUCCACUCAGCUGAGGCCACUGCAGCGUCUCCUCCCCUCCUGCCCCACCCGCUAGUUCAGACUCUAGAGCCCCACUGCAGCUUCGCAACCAUCCUUCCUUUUCUUCUCCACUUCCUGGUUGCCAUGGAGAUACACGUCAUUUACGUGCCGUGCGUCGCCUUGGAAACAGAGGAGCAUCCGCGGCGCCGCUGGGAGACCCGCCCCUGCCACUCCAACCACACUCGCGGGCGCUGCCCGUUAAUGGCCGGCGGUAGUCCGGAGCGGUACCCACUGCUGGUACCCACUGCUGGCCCCCACCCGGACCCCUCCGCGAGAGCUUCUGUGACCCAGAGAACCCGCGGGCACUUGCAGCUCGUGGCGCCCGGAGGGAGGCGCUGACACGGGCUCAAUUCAGGAGGCUAGGCGGGUCUGGGCGCUUUCGCCCCGGGGCAAGCCGGAGAGUCGCCGACUUGGGACUCUUCGCCGGGUCCUCGUCCCGCCGGCUCUUCCCGGCCUCCCCCGAUCCUGCCCGCGCCCUCCGCCCGGGACUCAUCUUCUCACGUCGGCUCCCCGCCCCUCUCGGGAGCCUCCUUUUCCCUCGGCUCCUCCCCGCCCCUCCGGGGACCUGUCCCCCAUCCCUGUCCCUCCCCCCACCCCGGAGGCCGGGCUGGACCGGACCCAGAGCCGCCACCGCCCGCUUCUGCCAUUCAAUGGAGGACGGUCCGCUGGAGAUCAUGACCAAGGACGGCGGCGACAUGCCGGCACCUUUGGAGGUGUCCACCGUGCCGGCCGUGGGGGACGUGAUCUCCGGAGAGUACAACGGCGGCAUGAAGGAACUGAUGGAGCACCUGAAGGCCCAGCUGCAGGCCCUGUUUGAGGACGUGAGGGCCAUGCGGGGGGCCCUGGACGAGCAGGCCUCGCACAUCCAGGUGCUCUCGGACGACGUGUGCGCCAACCAGCGGGCCAUCGUCUCCAUGUGCCAGAUUAUGACCACGGCGCCCCGCCAGGGCGGUCUGGGCGUGGUCGGCGGCAAGGGGAGCUUCCGGGGUGCCCCCCAAGAGCCGGAGACCCCUUCGCCUGGGAUCGGGGACAGCGGUUUGCUGGGUCGCGAUCCUGAGGACGAGGACGACGAUGAAGAGAAGGAGAUGCCCAGCUCCGCCACACCCACUAGUCACUGUGAGCGCCCCGAGAGCCCCUGUGCUGGUCUCCUUGGGGGGGACGGGCCACUUGUGGAGCCCCUCGAUCUGCCCGACAUUACCCUGCUGCAGCUGGAGGGCGAGGCCUCUCUGUGAGGGGACUCCGAGGGGCACUACUUUCCUGGGCUGGCUUUGGGUUUCCGAGUGCAUGACGCGAGGGGACUGAACGGUGCGGUGCAGCAUGCUUCACUCCGACUGCUGCUCUUGUGGGUCAGGCAGAGUGACUCCCUCGAGGAAGGAUUUAUAGGGUGAAGGACUUUGGGAGCAUCAAGAAUUCUUUCUGCCUAUCUAAGGGAGACAAAAGCAAGCUGCGGAAAGGUGAGGUUCCGGGAGAGGAAGCGCCCAUCUCUGGACUCCCAUCCAUCCCCUACCCUGCCCAUUCCCCCUCCCCAGCCAACAGGAGAACCCCUGAAUUGUGUAAAUAAAAUUCUGCUUUUUCUAUUCUGAAAAAG
Molecule: messenger RNA, 1896 nt
Organism: Lutra lutra (Eurasian river otter)
Lineage: Eukaryota; Metazoa; Chordata; Mammalia; Carnivora; Mustelidae
Gene: CCDC184
Product: coiled-coil domain containing 184
Exons: 1
Coding region: 959-1540 (193 amino acids)
Cellular component (GO): cytoplasm
Source: RefSeq, a predicted model, not a curated record